This is a messenger RNA of Saprolegnia parasitica CBS 223.65, 858 nucleotides long. RefSeq lists its product as hypothetical. The transcript has 3 exons. NCBI's taxonomy places the organism in Eukaryota, Oomycota, Saprolegniomycetes, Saprolegniales, Saprolegniaceae. Bases 37 to 819 code for a protein of 260 amino acids. The record is from RefSeq and is a predicted model, not a curated record.
UCGAAGCGUCGCAAUCUUGUUCCAUCCAGACGCAGCAUGGCAGACGCACCACCACCGCUCUGCGAGAUGCCGCCGGCCCCGAGCGUCAUGGACGAGAUGGUCGCCGCCGCCAUGCAGGCCAAAGCGCGCAAGGACGCGGCGAAAGCGGUCGAGGCCAAGCAGCGCGCCACGUCAUUUGGCGGUGGCUUGAAGAAAGGCUUCUUUGCGGCGCCGGUCCGCAAGCCGACACGGAAAACCGUCGCCAAGCCCACGACAGUCGCCAAGCAAGAGAUCGAGACGAUACGGCCGACCAAGAAGCAUGCACUCGAGCUCCCCGAGGUUCAAGCAGCGAUGCAGGGGCUCACGACCAACGACUGGAUGACGCCCGACUUUAUGGACAAGCUUGCCAAGAACCCGAAGCUCUGCAUCGCGCUGCAGAACCCUCGGUUCACGGCCGCGAUCCAAGAGCUUUCGACCAACCCGGAGAAGGCCAUGGCCAAGUAUCAACACGACGCCGAUGUCUCGGCGAUGCUGCGCGACUUUAUGCAGUUUAUGGGCGCCCACUUCGAGGCGCUGGGCAAGGUCGCGGACGCCGACGCGGCCAAAGCAAAGCAACGUCACGCCCUCGAAGCCGCGGCCCACACGCCACAGGAGCAGGCGCAAGUUGAGCGCAUCUUGGGUGACCCCGAGCUCCAAGCGAUCUUGUCGGACCCGGACAUGCAAGCUGUGCUCCAGCGCUGCACGGCGCCCGGCGUCCUCCUCCGCUACCUCCAAGACCCCAUCGUCGGCCCCAAGAUCCGCAAGCUCGAAGCCGCGGGGCUCGUCCAGCUGCACCCGUAAAAGCCACUGUGCAAAUCAAUAAUCGCGUGUGUUUUUGCG